UGACAACCGGUGGUGUUUGGGCAACACACCUGUUCUACAGCCCACUUUACAGAGAAACCUUAAUAACGCGAUUUACACCGCAUCGACAAGAAAGAUAAGUAGGCUUUAUUAUAUUCAACAUUUCCGUAGGUCAGGGUGCGAUGCAAUUAAAGAUUAUUAGAUAAAUGUGUGUCAUGCGAAAUGAAAUACGGGAGAGCGACAUAUUUGGUAUCGGAUAAUAUCUUAAACAAACUGAUGUGAAUAUUUUUUUGCACAAUGUCAAAAAACGGCCCGUUCGUUGAUAGACAUUAACAGGUGUACAAUGGAAAUUGACCUUAGACUAGAAUCAAGCUUAUGGGUCGGGAAAAAAAGGUAUAAAGCUGUUCUGACAGGAUGGCAUUUCCAAUGGACCGAAGUUGACAAGAACAAUCGUGAAAAGAAAACGACUUCGGUGCCUGUGUCCGAGUUAAUUGGAUUAGAGAAGGGCCAAGUCGAGAUACUGCCUCGCAAAUCAGUUGAAGACACCGACAAGGACUUUACAGUUUUCUACGUGAAGCGCAGCAGCAGUGGUGGCUCUUAUGGGUUACUAUGGCAAUUUGGACGGAUCCAGUUCAGCUGCGCAAGUCGGGCCCUCAGGGACCAGUGGACCAGCCACCUUAGAGCAGCCCUUAAAACUCACAGCCCCUCACGGCCCCACAGGUUGUUGGUUUUCAUUAACCCGUAUGGAGGUAAGAAGAAAGGAAGAAACAUCUACCACUCUCUGGUCGCCCCUCUCUUUGAGCUGGCUGGCAUCACCUCUCAUGUAAUCGUGACUGAGCGGGCUAACCAGGCGAGGGACCACCUUUUGAAGAAAGACCUGUCAGGCUUCGAUGGUGUGGUGUGUGUGGGUGGAGAUGGAAUGUUCAGCGAAAUAAUGCACGGCAUGAUUGGCCGAACCCAACAGGAGGCGGGCCUCUCUGAAAAUGAUCUCAAUGUGACGCUACAGCCCUGUCACCUACAUAUUGGCAUCAUCCCUGCUGGUUCGACAGACUGUGUCUGUUUCGCCACCGUCGGGGUGAAUGAUCCUGUUACUUCUGCUUUGCAUAUUAUCAUCGGAGAUUCUCAGCCUCUGGAUGUGUGUUCGGCCCACCACCCAACGGAGCCGGUGCGUUACUCUGUGUCUCUGUUGGGGUACGGUUUCUAUGGGGACGUCCUGGCAGAGAGCGAGAGGCAUCGCUGGAUGGGCCCCCUCAGAUAUGACUUCUCAGGUGCCAUGGUUUACCUGAGCAGUCGCAGCUAUGCAGGCGUAGUUCAUUAUCUACCAGCCGACCCCCUGCUUUCAAGCCCCCGGGACAACACACGCUGCCUCUCAGGGUGCAGUGUGUGCUCCAAAAGCACGGAAAGACUGUUCCCCCACUCUACAGUCUCGGAGUCGGUGCACAGUUUCCAGUGCAGCCAAUACAGAAGUGACCGUAGUGAAGCUGGGUGGGUCAGCGUGGCGGGCCGGUUCAGGUGUGUGUCCUUCACCUGCAUGUCCAGCUCCUGUCCCAGGAGCCCUCUGGGCCUGUCCCCCUCCGCCCACCUGGCCGACGGGACCGGGGACCUCAUCCUGGUGCGGGAGAGCCACCCGCUGGGCUUCCUCAAGUUCCUCCACAGGCACACCAGCAGCGAGGACCAGUUUGACCUGCCCUUUGUGGAGGUGCACCGCGUAAAGGCGUUUCGUUUCUCUCUCCCUCCCGGGGAAGAAGACAGUUUGGAGGACAUGGAGAGUGAGGCGGCAAGGGAGCGAGAGAACCAAGAGAGUCCACAGUGCGGGAUGGACAGUGAGAGCAGGACCGGGUCCGAGCAGCAGCUCACCGAUAGGGCGAAGGUUGGGUACAAGCCGAGGGGCGAUUGGAGCCGCGAGAAGUCCCUCUUCUGUGGCCCUUGCUGCACCGAGGCCCCCGCUGUCUCCGUGUGGAACUGUGACGGGGAAAUCCUGCCUUUCUCGGAGAUCCAGGGCAGGGUUCACGGUCAGUUGGUCCAUCUAUAUGCAAGAGGCAUCGAGGACAAGGCUGCCUGUGUGGGCUGAAGAGAGAGAGAGAAGAAAGAGAGAAAUGGAGUUAUGUUAUGUUCUCACAGAUAAUGGAUUUUUAAGUUACCAAAGUGCAACCACAAUAUAAGCUGAUGAAAAGAUGAAGGUUGUGUUUGUAAUAUAAAGAGGAACAGGAUUGAAGUUAUUAAAACGACGAUUUCAGGGCAAGGCAGUCUGCUUCGAUCAAGGAACUCCUCAUAUCUCACUCACACUUCAAUGAUUUCUAUUUUGUUGCAAUAUUCUGUAAGAUAAUUUAUUCAUAUUGCAUUUUGCUUGAUAUAUUAUGGGGCUCCAUGGCUCUAAAUAAAACACUUCAAUAUGCUUUAUACAUUAAAUGUCACCAAAGACAUUUAAGUGUAAUUAUACCUCAAACUCUCUUACUAUAGUUCAUUUUUUUAAAUAUUAUUUUCAACCAGGACUAAUGCAUAAGGAAGGAGCAAAGUAAUAUUUGCAGAACCAACCAUGAAAGCCUUCAUUUGUCCUUUGUGAUGUUUUCCCUGUUAACUGUAAACAGUAGUCUGCCGAUAAACCACCAAUCACAGCUUCUACAACAGCAAACAGCACAAACCGAAGUAGAGCCUGCAGGUGCUCUGUGCAGUAGGGAGUAAAAGGCAACAGGGAGAACUUUGCAGUCAAAAACGGAUCAAAUAACGCACACUGAAUAAACCUUUAUUCUUUUUAUUUACAAUUUAAAAUUAUACCACUUUAAAAAUCAGGGAUUAUCAGUCAGCAGUGAAUCUCAUUUCCACAUACGUUUUUUUUUUUAAAUGCCUGGAUCAGGAAAGCGGGGAGUGCAAUUUUUCUUUCUACAGUGAAAACAAAUAAAUCACACAACAGUACCAGCAGUGAAUGACUGUCGGAGGAAGUGGCCGUGGUUAUAGACAUGCGCUGUGGGGCUUCACCCACUUGUAGGUUCCCCCGUAGCGGAACCCCACACUCUGCACCAGGGAGUCCGCCUCCGCCGGGCCGCGGCUGCCGUGACAACCAGGAGAGGAGGAGAGAGAGGGGGGGGGGGUGGAGGUGAUCAGUAAUUACAAUCCAAUCAAUACAGUUUGUUUCCCUGUUAGCACAUUUUUGUAGAUGCACAGAGACUAAAGACAAUUUACCUGGGCAGCAUGCGGGUUAAAGCUUUCAAACUUUGCACACUAGCAGCCUCUCAUGGCUGAAUGGCUUUCUGCCGCGAAGGCGGCAUCAAUUUAAUUUAUUUUACUUCUAAAACAAAACACCAAAUUUGUUCUAAAUUUUACUGAGUUGGGGUGUCACAUCCUGUCAUUGUAAUUUCCUGCCAUUUGUCGGCAUUUGAUGAGGGGGCAUGGUUCCCUUGGUCGAAUGAGUCAGGGGUGCCCUCCCCCUGACUAGCUAACUCAUUGGUACAUUCUAAUUCAUAAUCCUGGAAUCAUUGUAACGCAUAUGAGCUGGACAGAGGGGGUUGAGGUUUAGUUGGGUUAUUCGUUAUUGUAUUAUACUGUAAAGUGUUACUGAUUCUACAUUAUGAAAUGUCUAUUAAACAAAUGUGCAAUAAACAUAUGAACAUAAUAUAUGAA
This is a messenger RNA of Gadus macrocephalus (Pacific cod), 3576 nucleotides long. RefSeq names its product ceramide kinase family protein. The transcript is spliced from 13 exons. Bases 302 to 2029 code for a protein of 575 amino acids. Gene Ontology annotation, molecular function: kinase activity. The record is from RefSeq and is a predicted model, not a curated record. Lineage: Eukaryota; Metazoa; Chordata; Actinopteri; Gadiformes; Gadidae.